This is a messenger RNA of Lepisosteus oculatus (spotted gar), 432 nucleotides long. Lineage: Eukaryota; Metazoa; Chordata; Actinopteri; Semionotiformes; Lepisosteidae. The record is from RefSeq and is a predicted model, not a curated record.
CCUGUCCUCUCUGGGCAGCCAGGUCUGCCUGUGUCCAGUGUCUGUGUCCAGGCUGUGUGUUCCUCCUGCGCUGACCCGUCUCCUGUCCCUCCGCAGUGCCAGGUGCAGGUGAACCGGCGCGUGCUGAGCGACCUGGCAGUGACCGAGCCGCGGUCCUUCCGCUCUCUGGCCGUGCUGGCGCAGACGCGGAGGGAGGAGGGCUUCCGGGCUGCCCUGGGGGACGGCCGCGAGCCGCCCGGCAUCUUCUCCCGCGUGGUCCAGUCGCAGUGACCCGCUGACCGCCACCCGUGGACCACAGCCAGCCAGUCAAUCUGGGAUUGACCUUUGACCUUGGACUGUUUCUGUAAAUAUAUGGGCAGCACAGCUGUGUACUGUCGUCUUUAGUAUAGUCUACUGGAGAGAGAAUAAACUCGCGUUGUUUGAUUAAACUGA